Molecule: messenger RNA, 3920 nt
Organism: Punica granatum (pomegranate)
Lineage: Eukaryota; Viridiplantae; Streptophyta; Magnoliopsida; Myrtales; Lythraceae
Source: RefSeq, a predicted model, not a curated record
UAAUAAGGAGGGAAAAGAAAAAAAAGGAAAGAUAGAGAAACAGAACUCAGAAUUUCUUAUUAUUGUCUGAGAAUCGACAACGUAAUAUUUUUGUAUUAGUCGAUGUUGUUGUCAGCCUCGUGAGAUUUCCAUUUUUGCUUCGCAAAUUGGCAAUGGGCCUCACCACCGGACUGUCGUCUCUCUCUCCUCUGCUCUUCCUCUUCCAUUGUCGCAGUCUUCCUCCCACUUCGAUCUUCAGCAAUGCUCGAAUCACAGCCGAUUCUGGGGUUCUGUCUUCUCCUCUCUGGGUGUUCGGAAAUUAGGGUGUGGACGAUUUUGUUUUCUAGCGCCUGCUUUCGGGACCAAACUGCAUAAAAAUGGCUGAUGGGAGCUCACUUGAUGAGAUUUUAGAAUUUCUAAGAAAAAACAAGUUAGCCAAAGCGGAGGCUGCUCUUUGCACCGAGCUCAGUAAUCGUCCCGAUUUAAAUGGCUUCCUUGAGGUGCAUACACUUGAAGAGAAGGACCCUGGUAUUGUGAUCCGUAGAGAAAAAGUAGGUAAAAAUAGUGCAAGAAAUGAGGUUUUGGAUCACCAAAGUAGCCCAGAAACUUCCACGGAACUUGUAAUAAGAGAAAUAGAGUGCAGGCCUGAAACAAAUGGUUCUGAAAACAGAUGGAAGAAGAAUGCGCCUGUUAGGGAGAUGAAGAAAGCUAAUGAUACAAAUGAAGAAAGCUUCACCUUCUCAAAAGGCUCGCAAGAGACAGUGCUUGAUCGGGUUUCAUGGCGGACUAACUGCAGCAAUGGUGCCCCCGCUGACAAGGCUAGUUGUAGUGAUAACUUCCCAGAAGUUACCAUUUAUGAACACCGUCUAUAUUGUUCAUCUGACGUUCCUGAUGAUCGUAAAGUCAAUCGUAAAUCUGGUGAAGAAAUUAUGGUGGUGGGGGAGAGAAGAAUGGAUCAAGUCAAUGCUGAAAUAAACGGUGACAAGAUGCAGGUAAAUCAACGUAAAGAUGCUAAAGAUCGCUCUUUCAAGACUAUAUUACCAUUCUCUGUAGCUGAAGUCUCGACCAGUCACAGCAGUGCUGACGACGGUUCCGGUAGAAAAGAUGGGAAGAUAAGAUUAGAGAACAGCGAUGUAAGGACGGCGAUUAAGGAGCAGGUUGAUGAAGUUGGCAGAGCUCUAUACCUCGAGAAGUUUAAGCAGAGAGUAGACUUUGAGAACAAUCGAACCUUAGCUUUCCCGCCAUUGAACGAGGCUCGAAAGGAAGAUUUACCCAGGUUACCACCAGUGAAACUCAAGUCAGAGGAUAAGUUGAUGACUGUUAAUUGGGAGGAAAAAUAUGACCGAGAUGGAAUGGCAAGCGAUCUUACCUGUCUUGAAAAUAACUUCCUAAUUGGGUCGUAUCUCAAUGUCCCAGUCGGACAAGAUAUCAAUUCUGCAGGUGGAAAACGUGGUGGAGGCAAUUGGCUCUCGGUGAGUCAAGGCAUUGCAGAGGACAACUCCGAUUUGAUUUCUGGUUUUGCAACUAUUGGGGACGAAUUGAGCGAGUCCAUUGGUUACCCCAACGAGUACUGGGACUCUGAUGAGUAUGAUGAUGAUGAUGAUGUUGGGUACACCAGACAGCCUAUUGAAGAUGAAGCCUGGUUUUUGGCCCAUGAAGUUGAUUACCCGAGUGACAAUGAGAAAGGAAUUGGGCUUGGUAGUGGUCCAGGUCCGCAGGAGAGGGAUCCAACUAACGAUAAUGAUGAAGAUGGAGAUAAAUCCCGGUCAUCCUUGUCCAGUGAGCGGUAUAAUGGGCAACUGAUUGGUGAAGAAGAGUUGAGUUUGAUAUGCAGUGAACCUGUGUGGCAUGGCCUUGUUACAGAGCCAAAUGAACUUAUUAUGCUAGUCGAUGGGAAGGUCCAAAAUAACCUCCCGGGAAGGCCAAGGAUAGAAGACUUUUGUAUUGAAGAUGAUCAAAGAGGCUCAGUUCGAUCAAUAGGAGUAGGAAUCACAGCUGAUGUUCCUGAGAUUGUCAGUGAAAAUCAGCAUCCAAACACCUUGAGAGGUAAUGAUAAUGGUGAUGAACUCGUGAAGUGGAGGCGUAGAAGCAGUGAUUCUUCGAGCAGUAAAGGUUUGGGGGUUGAGGACUGUGCUGUUGCUGAAAGAUCGGUAAAUUCUUCUCCUUCUUCACUCGCAAGUUUCGGGUGCCCCAGGAGAGAACUUAUUGAAAAGGAAGCAGAGGAAGUUGGUGAUGAUGAUGGAAGAGAAGAAGUCCUAGCUGAUUCAGUUGAGGAUGAAGAGACAGCAGCAGUGCAAGAGCAAGUGAGACAGAUAAAAGCUCAGGAGGAAGAAUUCGAGACUUUUGAGCUCAAGAUUGUCCAUAGAAAGAAUAGGACUGGCUUUGAAGAGGACAAGAACUUCCACGUUAUGUUAAAUUCAGUGAUUGCUGGAAGGUACCAUGUGACCGAGUAUCUUGGGUCUGCUGCAUUUAGUAAAGCCGUGCAAGCCCAUGAUCUCCAAACUGGGAUGGAUGUUUGUGUGAAGAUCAUAAAAAACAAUAAGGACUUCUUUGAUCAGAGCCUCGAUGAGAUAAAGCUGCUCAAGUAUAUUAACAAGCAUGACCCAGCUGAUCAAUUCCACAUUUUGCGGCUAUACGAUUACUUCUACUACCGAGAGCAUUUGUUGAUAGUGUGUGAACUUCUCAAAGCAAACUUAUACGAGUUUCACAAAUUCAACCGGGAAUCUGGUGGAGAAGUUUAUUUCACAAUGCCGAGAUUGCAGUCGAUAACUAUUCAGUGUUUGGAGGCACUUCAGUUCUUGCAUGGGCUUGGUCUCAUACACUGUGAUCUAAAGCCUGAGAAUAUAUUGGUAAAGAGCUACAGUAGGUGUGAGAUCAAAGUCAUUGACUUGGGGAGCAGCUGUUUUGAGACGGACCAUCUCUGCUCAUAUGUUCAGUCUCGGUCUUAUCGGGCCCCUGAAGUAAUUCUCGGGCUUCCAUAUAAUCAGAAGAUUGAUAUAUGGUCCCUUGGGUGCAUACUUGCAGAACUUUGUACUGGCAAUGUCCUCUUCCAGAAUGAUUCACUGGCAACAUUACUUGCCAGGGUGAUUGGAGUCAUUGGUCCAAUUGAUCAAAGCAUGCUUGCUAGAGGACGAGAUACACACAAAUAUUUCACCAAGAAUCACAUGCUUUAUGAACGGAAUCUGGAAAGCAACAGACUGGAGUAUUUGAUCCCGAAGAGGAGCUCCCUAAGGCACCGAUUACCAAUGGGAGACCAAGGCUUUGUGGACUUCGUCUCUCACCUCCUCGAGGUUACCCCUGAGAAGCGCCCCACUGCAUCAGAGGCACUGAAGCACCCCUGGCUCUCUUUUCCUUACGAGCCUAUUUCUUCUUGAGGCACUGCAAGAAUCCCUGGAAACAGAGCAAUGUAAUAUUCCGACUCUCUGUUGCACUUUUUUUUCGGUGUACCAUUGAGAGCCCAGAAGAACCCAUCAGGUUCCCUGUUCUUCUGGGUCUGAAGGAGUUGCCUCAUCAUCACUUUGCCCGAUCCAUGCUUGAUUUGUAGUUGGGGUAUGUGUUCUUCUACUGACAAUUGUUGUAACUCACUCUCGGGAGCUGUUUUCGUGUUUUCUUUUUUGCAUGUAAUGCAUCAUUUGAGGGAGCUUCGGUUUGUUUUUCAUCUUCGUUUUCCUGAAUGUGGGCAGGAAGUGGAAUCUAAAUUUUUGUUGUACAUGAUGUUGCUAUGAUUCUUUCUUUAGGAUUGUCUGGUAAUAGCUUGUGGGUUAAGUUAAGUAGCUGUUUCCCUGAAAUAUUGUUCCUCGAAAUCCAUGUAAGAUUCUUGCCAGUUUUCUCGAGGUUUUGCAGCCCGAAUAUCCGGGUCGGCAAUUUUCUUUUGUCUAAGUUGAUGAAGGGGACUUUGGAUGGGGACAAUGCAGUUGGAAGCAUCGGUCAGUUCUGGUUUU